This is a messenger RNA of Prunus armeniaca (apricot), 441 nucleotides long. NCBI's taxonomy places the organism in Eukaryota, Viridiplantae, Streptophyta, Magnoliopsida, Rosales, Rosaceae. The record is from the annotation of a GenBank genome assembly.
AUGGAAAGCAGGCGUCAUUGGGAUGUAAGUCGUUCAAGUGAUUUUUUGUUCAAGGUUCAUGGCGAAGACUCUUUAAUGGUUGAUCUUCAAAGCCGCACUUGUAGUUGCCGGAUGUGGCAAAUCAAAGGGUUCCCAUGUGCACAUGCACUUGUUGCUAUUCUUAAAAAUGGCGAGAACCCUUUUGAGUACAUUGAAGAGUACUUCACGGUUGAACAUUUUAAGAAAUGCAACAUACCUAUUUUCCCAAUUCCACAUAUUGAUAGGCAUGCACAAGAGGCAGGUGAAGAGUUUUUGGUGAACCCGCCAGUGUCAAAGAAACCUCCAGGAAGACCCAGGGUAAAGCGGAUCAAAUCUUUAGGGGAACAGAAAAGGCCACUAACAUGUAGCAAGUGCGGACAACUAGGACGUCACAACAAAAAAACAUGCACUACCCAAAUUUGA